Debaryomyces hansenii CBS767 is the source of this 297-nucleotide messenger RNA. Its product is annotated as DEHA2D00594p. NCBI's taxonomy places the organism in Eukaryota, Fungi, Ascomycota, Pichiomycetes, Serinales, Debaryomycetaceae. The transcript has a single exon. The coding region runs from base 1 to 297 and encodes 98 amino acids. The record is from RefSeq and is a predicted model, not a curated record.
AUGGAAGCAAAUAUACAUUUGAAUAAGAAAAAUGAAAUUGGCUCUUAUGAAAUUGCGGCUAAAAAAGCGCUAGUUGAAGAAUAUAAACGAUUAUUACAGUUAGUAGAUCAAAAACAUAUUACUGAACUGGAGAAGUUGGAAGAAAUUAACCAAAAGACGAGUUUUAUAGAGCUGAAUCAAAUAUCCAACGCUCUUCAGGUAGGGGCGUUGAAUACUAAAAUAGGUGAAGCCUCUCGGUCGGAAAACUUGCUCUUCACAUAUUUAAAACCAAUCAUCAUCAAAUACGUUGAUAGAUAA